AUGGGAGCUGCAUCUUCGGAUUUCACCUAUGCCGAUGUGCCCGACCAGACUGGCAAGACGGUGCUGAUUACAGGUGCUAACUUGGGCCUUGGCUUUGCUUUGGCGAGUGACUACAUCACGAAGACGAAGUGUGACAAGUUGAUCAUGGCAUGCCGGUCCAAAGAGAAGGCCGAAGAGGCGAUGAGCAAAAUGGGCAAUGACCCGCGGCUCCAAUUCCUGCAGCUGGACUUAUCAGACUUGGAAUCGGUGCGGAAGUCGGCGCAGGACUUGAAGGGACUCCUGGGCUCGGCAACCUUGGACGCCCUCAUCUUGAACGCGGGCUGCCUCAACCUUGAGAAAUCCUCGACGAAGCAAGGUCUGGAGAUGACCAUGGGAGUUUGCCAUUUCGGCCACUUCCUUUUCACCGCGCUUGUCUGGCCUUGCCUCUCCGCUGAUGCACGGAUCGUACCAGUGUCCAGCGUAGGGCACACCUGGACCAAAACCGGAAUCGAUUUCGAGGACAUCAACUGGGACAAGCGCAACUAUGACGCCUACGAGGUCUACUUCCAAGCCAAGCUUGCGAACGUUUACUUCACCAAGGAACUUGGGCGACGAUCAGAAGCUGCAGGUCUAAAAAUCACAGCCACGACGCUGUCCCCUGGUUUCGGGAGGAGUGGGCUCUACCGUGACUUCACUGGCUGCAUGGACUGCGUUGCAGGCUGGGUAUCCGAAGAGAAUGACAAGCUUUCCAUCAAUACCAUGAGGGCUGCGACCGACAUGACCUUGAAGAAUGGAGAUUACUUGGUGCCGAAACGCAUGGGCUUCUACGGCCCACCGAUUGUGGUCCCAGCAUCUGAGUUGUCAGAAGACAAGACGAUUGCCACGAAGCUGUGGGCCAAAUCAGAGGAGAUUGUGGGACAAAAGUUUCAGAUUGGCUGA
This is a messenger RNA of Symbiodinium sp. CCMP2456, 918 nucleotides long. NCBI's taxonomy places the organism in Eukaryota, Dinophyceae, Suessiales, Symbiodiniaceae. The record is from the annotation of a GenBank genome assembly.